GUGAAGGGUAUGCUUUUGUUUUUGUUCUUGUUGCUUCUUCUGCUUUGUUGGUUGGAUUUCUCUUCCUGUUUAUUGGAUUUGUUGGAUUUAGAAACUGGUUUCAGUGGAUUUGUUCUGUUGAAGGAUUGUGAAUGUUCUGAAUUGUUGGGACUUUAGGAGAAGUGGGAUUUGAUUAGAUUGCUGUUUUUUUUCUAGAUUUCUUUAGUUAGUUAUUGCGGAGAUGGAUAGAAACAGGCAAAAUGAGAAUUUGGGUGUUAACAAAAUGGGGAAGAAUAUUAGGAAGAGUCCAAUACACCAACCAAAUUUUGGUAAUAAUGCUGCUAGGCCUCAACCCCAGCCACAAAUUUACAACAUAAGUAAGAAUGAUUUUAGGAAUAUUGUUCAACAGCUUACAGGCUCACCAUCUCAGGAUCAUCAGCCUCCUCCUAGACCACCACAAAAUCCACCAAAACCCCAAAGUAUGCGGUUGCAGAGAAUAAGACCUCCCCCGUUAACGCCGAUUAAUCGAUCAAAUAUGCCUGCUCCUAUCCCUGCCCCUGUUCCCAUUCCUCCACCACAGACUCUAGUCAAUAACAAUGUGCCUAGACCUCCACCAUUUGCUCAGCCACCUCCAAGACAGUGGCCACCAAUGGCACCAGGAGGAGACUCGAACUGGCCAAACCCUGCUGCCGAGUCUCCUAUUUCGGCCUAUAUGCGUUAUCUUCAAAAUUCAAUGAUGAAUCCAUCUCCAGUAGCAAACCAGGCUCAAUUUGUACCACAACCUCAGAUUCCAGGUCAAAUGCAUCCUCCUCAUGUACCUCCAUCUGGUUUAUUGCCUAAUCCAAAUCCACCUGUUCCUGUUCUUCCAUCCCCAAGAAUAAAUGGUCCUCCACCCCCUGUCCCAAACUUUCCUUCACCGCACUGGAACGGUCCCACCCUUUUACCUUCCCCGACUUCCCAGUUUCUAUUGCCUUCUCCUACUGGCCACUACAAUUUGUUGUCCCCUAAAUCACCGUAUCCAUUACUCUCACCGGGGAUUCAGUUUUCUCCGCCGCUGACUCCUAAUUUCGCAUUUCCAUCCAUGCCUCAAUCAGGGAUCUUAGGUCCAGGGCCUCAUCCACCACCUUCUCCAGGGGUCAUGUUUCCAUUAUCUCCUUCAGGGGUUUUUUCCUUAUUGAGUCCAAGAUGGAGAGAUCAAUAACCCCUCAGAGCGUUUUCCUGUUUUAAAUCUCCAUGCCUGCUGACAUUUUCAUCUACUUGUGAAGAUGGUUACCAAACUCAUGUUGUAAGCUAGCUGCCUGCCCUUUUGCUGUUUUAUAUCUUUCAAUUAGUUUGAUUUUUUCUUAACACUUUAAA
Benincasa hispida (wax gourd) is the source of this 1335-nucleotide messenger RNA. Its product is annotated as protein HAIKU1-like. The record is from RefSeq and is a predicted model, not a curated record. NCBI's taxonomy places the organism in Eukaryota, Viridiplantae, Streptophyta, Magnoliopsida, Cucurbitales, Cucurbitaceae.